Molecule: messenger RNA, 2832 nt
Organism: Cynocephalus volans (Philippine flying lemur)
Lineage: Eukaryota; Metazoa; Chordata; Mammalia; Dermoptera; Cynocephalidae
Gene: POC1B
Product: POC1 centriolar protein B
Exons: 12
Coding region: 38-1474 (478 amino acids)
Biological process (GO): cilium assembly
Cellular component (GO): ciliary basal body; centriole
Molecular function (GO): protein binding
Source: RefSeq, a predicted model, not a curated record
CCCCACCGGCAGGAGCCCGGCGCCGACCGCUCCCCCCAUGGCCUCCGCCCCGGAGGACCCGGUUCUGGAGCGUUAUUUUAAAGGCCACAAAGCUGCGAUCACCUCCGUAGACUUCAGCCCUAACGGCAAACAACUGGCUACUGCUUCUUGGGAUACCUUUCUCAUGCUAUGGAAUUUCAAGCCACAAGCUAGAGCUUACAGAUAUGUGGGUCACAAGGAUGUUGUAACCAGCGUGCAGUUUUCUCCACAUGGAAACUUACUGGCAUCUGCCUCACGAGACAGAACCGUUAGACUCUGGAUUCCUGAUAAGAGAGGGAAAUCAUCGGAAUUUAAAGCUCAUACAGCUCCAGUUCGAAGUGUGGACUUUUCAGCUGAUGGCCAGUUUCUGGCUACAGCUUCUGAAGACAAAUCCAUCAAAGUAUGGAACAUGUAUCGCCAGCGCUUCUUAUAUUCUUUGUACCGACACACACACUGGGUACGCUGUGCCAAAUUUUCACCUGACGGAAGAUUAAUUGUGUCAUGUAGUGAGGAUAAAACUAUUAAAAUUUGGGAUACCACAAAUAAGCAAUGUGUUAAUAACUUCUCAGAUUCUGUAGGAUUUGCAAGUUUUGUGGAUUUUAACCCUAGUGGUACGUGCAUAGCUUCAGCAGGUUCUGAUCAUACGGUGAAAAUCUGGGAUAUAAGAGUUAACAAAUUACUCCAGCAUUAUCAAGUGCACAGCGGUGGAGUUAACUGUUUAUCAUUCCAUCCUUCGGGUAACUAUCUCAUCACUGCUUCUUCAGAUGGUACACUUAAGAUUCUGGAUCUCUUAGAAGGAAGGCUCAUAUAUACACUUCAAGGACAUAUGGGACCUGUCUUUACUGUUUCAUUUUCAAAAGGUGGAGAGCUAUUUACAUCAGGAGGUGCAGACACUCAGGUCUUAUUAUGGAGAACUAACUUUGAUGAAUUGCAUCGUAAAGUUCUUAAUAAAAGAAACCUCAAAAGAUUACAUUUUGAUUCACCACCACAUCUUCUUGACAUCUACCCAAGAACACCACAUCCCCAUGAAGGAAAAAUUGAAACUGUUGAAAUUAAUCCAAAGCUUGAGGUAAUCGAUUUGCAGAUCUCUACUCCCCCUGUUGUUGACAUCCUUUCUUUUGAUUCUACCACAACAACAGAAACCACUAGUAGAACUCUACCAGACAAGGGUGAAGAGACCUGUGGAUGUUUCUUGAACCCUUCCUUAAUGUCACCGGAAUGUUCACCAACAACCAUGAAAAAAAACGCAGAAGACAUGAGUGACCACCCCUCCGAGAGUCAAAGAAGCAUACCGCUCGCUGUGACUGAUGCUUUAGAGCAUAUUAUGGAACAGCUCAAUGUUUUGACACAGACGGUUUCCAUCUUAGAGCAACGACUGACUUUGACUGAGGAUAAACUGAAAGACUGCCUUGAAAAUCAGCAAAAGCUUUUCAGUGCUGUCCAACAGAAAAGUUGAAUAGAAAAGUAUGAACAGAGGCAUGAUAAAUGAACACAUGUCCGUAUACUCAGGAAGGUAGUACAAGAUGCUCCACGCAACACAAACAUGGGCUAAUUACUGUGGCAUUUCUUCAGGGGUGAGCAACAGAACAAAAGGCAGAAAAGGCAUAUUUAAGGACUAAUUUAAACACACAAAUCAAUAUCAAGGACUAAUUUAAAUCACUAUCAUUUAUGACUGUAGUAAUAAAAUGAUAAGCAUUCAAGUGACUCUAUAAUUUUCCCCCAUAUUAUUUUAAUGUCAGUUUUCAUUUAUAGUCCAAAUCCAGCCAGGAAAGUAACCAAAUUUCUGGAUUUCAUUGUUAAAUCAUUUCAGAUUAACCAUGCUCAGGCAAUUCCUUAAAGUAAUUAACGUAUUUCUUUAGCGAACACAUCCUUGGGAUGAAAUAAUUUACUUACCUCUAAAAUAACAUUCUGUAUACAACAGCAGGAAUUAUUGAUGUGACUCAUAUUUCUUGUACUUCAAAAAUAAUUUACAUUUUUUAUUAAUGGCUUGAAAAGAUGAUCUAAUAAAAAUUCUCAGACCACAGAAUUUUCACAGCCAGAAUACCCCUAUGUUAAUUAGCAAUAGCACUUAAUAGGGAGUGGGUUUUUAUUUAAUUUAUGGUGUACAUCGUUUAGCCUUUGGCCCUCCUGAAGGACAAUGAAGAGUUAGAAGCAUGUGAAGCGCCCGUAUCUUUCCUAUCACAGAUGAAUGCACUGAGUGAUUUGGGUUGUAUCUGAACCCAUGGUCAUGGUUCACAGAAAUUAUGUUAGUGUGAUUUCAGUAUACUAAAGAGCCAGAAUAAUGCGACAACAACAUUUAAAAAUACACACGCUUCAGACAUAUUGCUGUUUAGGGUGAUUUUGACAGCUAAAUAAUAAGUACUUAAAAAAAAAUUUGUAUUGUCUUCCUAUUUUUUUUAAUGAAUUGUUAUUUGAAACAAAAUCAAAAUGAGCCAGGUAUUCUAAAAGAUCUUGGUUACAAAUUAAGAAUUUUGUUUUGCCUUAAACAAAAUUGAGAUUAAAGCAAAGAAAAGCAGGUAAAUUAAUUUUAGCUUGCUUUUUAUUAACCUAUAUAAUAACAAAGGUAGGAGAAAGCAGUCCAUACUUACGGUGUCUGUAAGCAACAUGGGGAAAAUGCAUCUACGUUUUGGAAAAGUGAAAAAUCUUGUUUAUUUAGGAGUCUAUAUUUAGCAAUUUCUUUCAAAGCAAUUUCAAUUGCAUCUAUGAGGUCAGUUUUUAAAAAUCAUCUCAUUGUGUGUUGAAAGUGCCUUUUUGUAUCAGACUAAGUGUGAACUUCUAGACAUUUUAAGAGCUUACAGAGGGAGACUAAGUGGC